Molecule: messenger RNA, 693 nt
Organism: Callorhinchus milii (elephant shark)
Lineage: Eukaryota; Metazoa; Chordata; Chondrichthyes; Chimaeriformes; Callorhinchidae
Exons: 2
Coding region: 64-549 (161 amino acids)
Source: RefSeq, a predicted model, not a curated record
AAAGAUCAAGUGCAAGAGCACUCACAAUCUAAAGCACUUGUGCCUCUUCACUGUUGGGACAAAAUGAUACCUAUCAUCAUCCAAGUAAUACUAUGCAACUGGUACAUUAGUACCUUCAUCACAUUCACAGUUACACAUAUGGGUACAAAGCACAAAAUGGUCUUUGAAGCAUCCUGUCAAAACACAACCAUCAUUGACGCCUUAAAGAAACUCUCAUACGAUUUGCCCCACGGGAUCGAACAAGACGUAAUAGUGGUCAGUGAACACACUGAACUUUCAGUUGAUUUCCUAACAACAGAGAAAUCGUUUGAGAUCAUCGAAGGAUACAGAAGAGAAAUCGUAAAGCAAGCGCUAGAAGCUGUGUCAAACCAAGGAUACCGUCUGGUGUCACGACCUGAACCUCAGGAGGUCAUCUAUCUUUCCAAGUGGCAGCAGAGGUUUGCACUGGUAAAUCCCAUCCAUCACAAACAAUGUCUGAACUUAACCACAAAAAUGAGAACAUUCUUUAGACUUGGCAAUAUUGCGUUGAGGAAAUGGAAUUCAUUGUAAAAGCAGAAAAAAUAAAACCCAUUGUGUCCCUGAUCAGCUUGUAUUACGAAUAGUGUUAGAAUAUCUGGCCGUCUGGCCCUAACGAUACUAUUGUGGAUAUUAUUACCAUUGAUUAAUGAUAUUAAAUAAAAAAAACUGUUAAAA